Paramisgurnus dabryanus is the source of this 2575-nucleotide messenger RNA. RefSeq names its product phosphatidylinositol-4-phosphate 5-kinase-like 1 (gene pip5kl1). Gene Ontology annotation, biological process: phosphatidylinositol phosphate biosynthetic process. Gene Ontology annotation, molecular function: 1-phosphatidylinositol-4-phosphate 5-kinase activity. The record is from RefSeq and is a predicted model, not a curated record. Gene Ontology annotation, cellular component: plasma membrane. NCBI's taxonomy places the organism in Eukaryota, Metazoa, Chordata, Actinopteri, Cypriniformes, Cobitidae.
AUCAAAUAAACUGAAUUGUACUUUUUUUAUCCACUAAAUCUCCUUAUGAUGGCUCUAUUCUGUAGUUUAUAGAGCAUAAUAAUGACUUUAUAGAUGCAGUCGUGAACAAAAUAAGAAAAAUUAGGCCAAUUUCCUUACCGGGCACCCUCAAAGUCCUCAAAUCCAUUGAGUAAAUUUGGGGUGAGUUGAAAAAUAAACUUGUACAUUCAAAGGAAAGCAUUUGGCUUGAGAAAUAAAGGAAAUUGGAAAUAUAUUGAUGCUGCCAGAGGGAUGUGCGUGCUGUAAUUGCUGUGGAAAAACCAAAUAUUAAAGUUAAAGUGAAACGGUAUGACUCACGUCAUCUGAUAUUUGUUGCACUCAGAACAACCAUCAUAAGGAAAUUAAAUCAGGAUUUGGAGGAAAAAGUCAUUUUUUCCCAAAUAAUAUUAUCCACCACUGUAUAAAUGGACAUUUUGGCCACCGUUUGGAUAGAUAGAUUUAGACAUUUUAGGAUUUUUGCUUUUUUAAUCUUUAAAAUCUUUUUUUGCUGUUUCAUCGUAUAGAUAGUGUGUAAGUUCACCCAGGUGCUUCAGACAGAGGCAGUAGUUUAUUUACAGUGUGGGAUGGGCUGCUGCCGCUGCAGUCGGGCUCGAUCUGAUGAGAGGGAUUGAUCGAGCGCGCGCAGCUCGCACACACGCUCUCAUUGUGAAUAAUGUCACACGCGCGUAGAAAGAAUCCGCUGAUCUUUACAUUCACGAGCCGCACAGUAGAGGACAUGUAUUAGGGGACCCAUCAUGAGCCAAACUGAGCUGGAGAUGUCAGGCCCGAGUGUGAGUGGACACGGUCGCAAUGUGAGGAAGAGAAGGUGGGGAGGAUUGAGACAGCAGUGGAAACUUCUGGGUCUCUUUGAGAUCGACCAACAACAUGAAUUUUACAGCCUUACCUGUAUGAUGAAGGAAGGGCUGUGUGCCGCCAUUCAAAACACCAUUGACAACCCUUUACCUGUUGAGUUAUCAGAUGAUGACUACAAUCUUGAGGUUACACAAAUCCAUAAGGACUUCAGGAUGGAAACAUAUGCUGGGCCGGUUUUUGCCAGUUUGCGACGUUCUCUAGGGAUGACAGAAAAGGAAUAUCAGCAUUCCCUCUCUUCUGAAGGCAACUAUUUGCAAUUUAUCAGCAAUUCCAAGAGCAAAGCAGACUUCUUUAUAACUAAUGAUAAGAGGUUCUUCUUGAAGACACAGAGUAAAAGAGAGAUCCGAUUUCUCCUGUCUAACUUAAGAAUUUACAUGGAACAUCUGGAGAAGUAUCCACAUUCUCUACUUGUCAAGUUUUUAGGUGUUCACACAAUCAAAAUUUCUCACCAAAAGAUGAAGUACUUUAUUGUGAUGCAAAGUGUCUUUUACCCAGAUGAAAGAAUCACUGAAAGGUAUGAUAUUAAAGGCUGUGAGUUGAACCGGUGGACAGAUCCAGCCCCUAAAGGCAGCCAUAUCAUUGUUGUUUUGAAGGAUCUCAAUUUUGAGGGACAGUUCAUUAAUCUAGAUCAACAGCGUCUUUGGCUCUUGCGUCAGGUGGAGAUUGACACAACCUUUCUUCAGUCGCUCAAUGUGCUGGAUUACAGCCUUUUGCUGGCCCAACAGCCCCUGCAUCAGGAUGAGCUCAGUCAGAACUUCUCUUUCGCAACACUCAUCAUGCGUGCCGCAAAGUCAGUGCAAGCAACGUCCAGUCCUACGCACGUUGCUACACCCACUAUUCCUGGAGUGGUGGGAGAAGACUACACCACUCUUAUCUCCUCAGAACUAAACUGUACGUCAUCACAGGGUCACGCCACCGAAAUGCGCAGUGACCAUGGCGGUGCAGACAAUGGAAGUUAUGAAGGAGAAAGUAUGGAGCAACCUAGCAGAGUGGGAGCAGAAUCGGCCAAUCUACAAGAAUUUCAGGCCCAGAAUCGAAGGCUGCUGCCUAACUUUAAGAACCCACUUCACGUUAUUGAUGGACCAGAGGAGCGUUACUUCAUCGGGAUCAUUGAUGUCUUCACUGUUUAUAGUUUCAAAAAGAAGCUUGAGCAUCUGUGGAAAAGACUCAGAUAUCCACGACAUACAUUCUCAACAGUGAGCCCUCCAGUCUACUGUCAAAGGCUAUGCCAGUGGGUUCAGAAUCAUACCAAAUAAAGCAUGAGAGAUUUGAAAUUUGUCACUGCUCAGACACCUGAGCCAUAUACCUCAUUAUAUAAGCACAGGCCAACACAAUACAAAUGCAUUUGAGUGUGCGCGUUUUUGAAUAAAUUGCAAGUAAUGUCUGGAGCACUCGCAUUUAAUAGUAACAAUUGCAAUGUGCAGUGAUUGCAGAUGUAUUGUUUUAUUGAACGUUACAAAAGGAUUGUGUUAAGCAAUGUUUUUUUUUAUAAAUGAAUGGUAAAUGAAGACUGAACAGUUUGUGGCAGAUAAAAAUAGAUAGAUUAAAAAAUUGCUUUUAUUAGACCCAAAUGAAAUGAAUGAUACCAACAUAUCUAACAAAAAAGAUGUUUUUGCUCUUUAUUCUGUUCAGAAACUGUAAAAUGUGAUGUGAGGCCACAAGUGCAGCAUUCAAAUGUUUUUAA